AUGAUCUCCGAGUCUGAAAUCCACCCUCGAACUGCGGCUCGGCCCCUCUCCUCAAUUUCAAUCAUUGUGGAUAGGCUGAAAAGCGCCCGUCUUCAGGACACCUUUGACGUCUUAAAUAAACCCGAAUCAGAACCAGAAAUACUCAAGGUUUCGCGACGUGCCAAAGCUGUCAAUUUCACAAGCGACACUUCAGAAGCCUAUUGGCCAGACAUGGUCGGUUGUCCUGUGUCUACCUGCGUUGCAGGUUUUAAAGGCCAACCAGAGGAACCCCUCCAGCGAUCUCCCAACUUCGGAACUAACACUAGUCCUACAAUUUCCGAAUCGGAGCUCGACGAUGAUUCCAACUUUUGGGUGAGUACUUUGUAUUGCUUGUCUUGCUUGCCUUUGUCAGCACGUUUUCAGUCUGUCAGCCUCUGCGGCAUUAGCUCAAAACGAAGGUCACGUUUAUUCACUGCAUACGUUAGUCGAAUUACACUGAGUCUCUAUGUCAGUUCUUAA
Dibothriocephalus latus is the source of this 498-nucleotide messenger RNA. NCBI's taxonomy places the organism in Eukaryota, Metazoa, Platyhelminthes, Cestoda, Diphyllobothriidea, Diphyllobothriidae. The record is from the annotation of a GenBank genome assembly.